CAUUACAUUCUAUGACGAUUAUUUUAUCCUGAAAGGUUAGCUGUCACUUUGACAGCAGCAUCGUCGUUAAUAAAUAAGUGUAGAAAGUUUUAUCAAGACGUGUUUAUAUUUACUAAUUGAUUAAUAUUAUUAACAGAAACUAGUAAAAAUGUCUGCCAAGCCAGAAAUUACACUGGAACACUUUUAUGUAUUUAAUGGAACAUAUGCCAAAAAGGAAGGAGAGGAAGAAAAGAAAAUUUUGUAUUACUAUCCAUCGAAGAUAGAUCUGGAUUCUCAAAUAAAAAAUAUUGGAUUGAGCGAAGCAAUAAUAAAAUUCACAGAAUCUUUUAAUCCUGGACAAGCAUGCGACUAUUGCCACACACACAAAACAAGGCAAAUUUAUUUCCAACCAGAACCAGAUUUCUGGAUGGUUAUGAUCGUUGGUGUUCCUCGUGUAUGGAAAGUAAAAGAUGGGACACAGUUCAUGGAAUAUCAAAAUGAAGAAGUUUCCAGCAAUGUUUGUCAGGCCAUCCUUAGACAAACUUAUACAAUGUUUAGAUUGUUCAUGGGUUCCUUCGAUACAAUACUCAAUGAUCCUGAAUGUGGAUCAGUUCUACUACUAAAACACAAGCUAGAUCAUUUUUAUUCAAGAUACUUGCUAUCUUUAAAACUGAACAAUAGUGAUAUACUUGAUGUUUUCCAAGGACUGCAAUUUCUACCCCUGGAUAAGACAACUUUUCUUCGGGUACAGUGCUUCAUGAAUCUGGUGGAGGCAAUGUUUUCGCAAGUUAAAUAUACAGCAUUUCUCUAUAAUGAUCAGCUUGUCUGGAGUGGCUUGGAUCCAGAAGACAUGCAAGUAGUUUACAAUUAUCUAAUAAGUACUCUUUUGCCGGCAUAUUUGGAGAAAGAAUUGCACGGUGGUUCGAUGCCAAGAAACUCACCAUCACCGUUUACAAGUUCUCACUAUGGAAAAUUCGUUACUGGCCCUUCAAGCAUUAAUGAACCAAAUGGAACUGGGAAGUUGCCAAGAGUAUACAUAAAUUACUCAACAAUACCUAUCUCUUUAUAUUUAGUAGUUUAUCGAGCUCUUAGUGCAACUAUAUGUCUCUUCGUAGACAGCAAAACAAGUCUAGUAAUGGACUUUUUUAAAAGCUUGGACACCUUCCUUGGACCACAGUUGACAACUUUAGUUAGUUCAGUGGCUGAACAGUGUUCGAAGCAUGUCACAAUUGUUGCAGAUUCAAGCCCAAAAUAUUUAUAUUUCAACAAAUUGAAUUUAGCUUACAAAAGUACCAUUCACUUAGACAACAGAAGAUGUUCAAAUGUGCUUACAACUCCGGAAGUUCUUCGAAUCAUUACGGACAUAAAUAACGAUACUAACAAAUUGAAAGAAGCUGGCGAAGUCAUUAUAAAAACAAUGAGCGAUUACUGGGUAGUAGGAAAGCUAUCAAAUCUUCGUGAAUUUUUCGUUGUUAUUCAACAGAAAAAUGCAAAUUUAAUAGAAAUUGAUGAUGAAGUCAAGAGGCUAUGCGAACAGCAGCUGAAAAGUAUUUUCUUUCAUUAAAGUAACUAAAUUAGAUUCCACAAAUUCUGUAUUCUCAAUUUAUAAUACACUUUAAAAAACUGUAUAAACUAUACAUAUUGCGUUCUCUGUACACCAUACGGAUUUUUAAAUAAUUUGAGAAGGAAUAUCAAAAAUACACGAAAAAAUAUGCUACCUAUAAUUACAAUGUAAAUAUGUUUUCACUACGCAUUCUUAUUGUUCAAAGGUUCUGUGGCAGUAAAUAAAUAAACAGAA
Molecule: messenger RNA, 1777 nt
Organism: Cephus cinctus (wheat stem sawfly)
Lineage: Eukaryota; Metazoa; Arthropoda; Insecta; Hymenoptera; Cephidae
Gene: Ccz1
Product: vacuolar fusion protein CCZ1 homolog
Exons: 10
Coding region: 149-1543 (464 amino acids)
Biological process (GO): vesicle-mediated transport
Cellular component (GO): Mon1-Ccz1 complex; intracellular membrane-bounded organelle
Source: RefSeq, a predicted model, not a curated record